AUGCUUAAAAAUAAAAUGGAUUCUUUACAUGUAAUUCCUGGAAAAGGCCUUGGCGGACAAUUUACCCUUGGCAUGAGCAUCACCAAAGCUAUCAAUAAAUUCAAAAAUCUCAGCACCAAAAUCCCAGAAGUUCAAGUAGUCGAAGAAAUAGAAACUAAAAGAAUUUAUCUGAUAGUCCCUGAUUGCCGAAUUAAAUUGGUAUUUGACGAGCUCUAUCAGAAACUAAUUAUUAUUGAAAUAAAUUGUACUGAAUGUGAAGCACCAAAUAUCCUCAUUGUUUUUAAAUCCCAAAUGUACUCGAAUUAUCAAGAAAUUCUUAAUGAUUUGGAGGACUCAUUUAUGCCGAAUUAUUUAGAUGAAAAUAUUAUAUUGGAGACUUAUCAUGGCAUGAGCAUAAUACGUGAUCAAGGAAAAUUAUCAAAAAUUUUAAUUCAUAAAGGGAAUAAACUGCCAGAAAUUCAGGGGAUACAAAUGCCAAAAAUCAAUGAAUAUUUGGUAUAUUUGAAUGAAAAAAUCAUAGUAAAAACACCUAAUGGGAAAUCAAUUGAGCUUGCUUGAGGGUCAUUUCCAGAGACUGUUAUUGAGAUCUUAGGCCCGCCUGAUGAGCUAUUUUAUAAGCAAAGCCAAAAUGUGCAAUCCAAUGACUAUUUUUAUAAUUAUUUUUCAGAGGGCUUUGACUUGAUGUUUGAUGGAAACUCUAACCAGUUAAAAAAAGCAAUCCUAUAUACAAAUAUGCCAGAUUAUUAUUUAUUUAACGAAUAUGACCGCUGUAAUUUUAAACUUUUUGUUAAUGAGCAUCUAGUGAAUCCGCUUACAAAGUGGGAUGAAAUUAUAGAGAUUUUUGAAGGCCAUCCAAAAGAUGAAGGAAAUAGAAGGUAUCCGUAUGGGUUUGAGCCGACAAGAUAUUUCAGCUUUAAAGGGGUGUUGUUUGAAGUUUCAAAUUCGGGAUAUAUAGGAAGUAUUACAAUUUCUUUAUAG
This is a messenger RNA of Blepharisma stoltei, 978 nucleotides long. The record is from the annotation of a GenBank genome assembly. Lineage: Eukaryota; Ciliophora; Heterotrichea; Heterotrichida; Blepharismidae.